This is a messenger RNA of Chrysoperla carnea, 623 nucleotides long. Its product is annotated as mitochondrial import inner membrane translocase subunit Tim17-A-like. The transcript has 3 exons. Lineage: Eukaryota; Metazoa; Arthropoda; Insecta; Neuroptera; Chrysopidae. Gene Ontology annotation, cellular component: TIM23 mitochondrial import inner membrane translocase complex; mitochondrial inner membrane. The coding region runs from base 118 to 621 and encodes 167 amino acids. Gene Ontology annotation, molecular function: transmembrane protein transporter activity. Gene Ontology annotation, biological process: protein import into mitochondrial matrix. The record is from RefSeq and is a predicted model, not a curated record.
AAUUUAUCUAUUUGAGGAAAGAAGUGCAAAGUUCUUUUAAAUCAAGAGGGCACAACGAAAUUCUGAAACAUUUGCAAUUUUCAAUAUAUUUGACAUUAAAAUAGAAAAUCAUUAAAAAUGGAGGAAUAUACGAGAGAACCAUGCCCGUUUCGAAUCAUUGACGAUUGUGGCGGUGCGUUUUCAAUGGGAUGUAUUGGAGGUGCUGUUUUCCAAAGCAUUAAAGGUUUUAGAAAUGCACCGUCAGGCUUCAACCGAAGACUUGUAGGAAGUUUAACAGCAAUUAAACAACGAUCACCAAUCAUAGCUGGUAAUUUUGCUGUAUGGGGUGGUGUAUUCUCGAUGAUCGAUUGUACUUUAAUACAUUUCCGUAAAAAAGAAGAUCCGUGGAAUUCAAUAAUAAGUGGAGCAGCCACUGGUGGCAUAUUAGCUGCACGAAAUGGUGUUCCAGCAAUGGCUGGUAGUGCAUUAAUAGGUGGCGUUCUCUUAGCAUUAAUUGAAGGUGUUGGUAUUAUGGUUACACGAAUGUCAGCUGAAACAUUCAGUCCUGAUGCACAAGUACAAGUUCAGGAUGAUAGUGGGGGACCUUUAGGUGCGUUUGGUAGACCAAACGCAUACCAAUAAAA